Messenger RNA from Phragmites australis (common reed), 1462 nucleotides. RefSeq names its product transcription factor LAF1-like. Bases 125 to 958 code for a protein of 277 amino acids. The transcript is spliced from 3 exons. Lineage: Eukaryota; Viridiplantae; Streptophyta; Magnoliopsida; Poales; Poaceae. The record is from RefSeq and is a predicted model, not a curated record.
CCGACACCACAGUGCAAGCGCACCCCAAUCCUCCUCUUCGGCUCCGAACUGGUAGCGCUUUCCUUCUUCGGUUCUUCCUGCCAGGAGCUGUCGUCCUGCGGUGACAUUUCUCCCCCGUUAACUAAUGGGGUGCAAGGCGUGCCAGAAGCCCAAGGUGCAGUACCGGAAGGGCCUGUGGUCGCCGGAGGAGGACGAGAAGCUCCGCGACUACAUCCUCCGCUACGGCCACGGCUGCUGGAGCGCCCUCCCCGCCAAGGCCGGGCUGCAGCGCAACGGCAAGAGCUGCAGGCUGAGAUGGAUCAACUACCUGAGGCCGGGGCUGAAGCACGGCAUGCUCUCCCGGGAAGAAGAGGAAACCGUCAUGAACCUGCACGCUACACUGGGCAACAAGUGGUCUCAGAUCGCGCGGCACCUGCCGGGCCGCACUGACAAUGAGGUGAAGAACUACUGGAACUCGUACCUCAAGAAGCGAGUCGAGGGCGCGAAGGCCAGGUGCGCGGCAGUCGCGCCACCCGCGGAUUCCGACGUCCGCGGGAGCCCGAGCGCCAGCGACAACGGCCAACGUCUCAACCAGCCGGCGAGCUCCGACUCGUCCGAGCCGGUCGAGUCGUCGUCGGCCGACGACUCCAGCUGCCUCACCGUCACCGAGCCUGCGCCCGUGCUCCCCAAGGUCAUGUUCGCGGACUGGUUCGACAUGUACUACGGCACCAGCCUGGCGGCGCCGGGCCUGGACGCCGGUGUCUUCGACGUGAGCGGGCGCAGUCCGGCCCAGGGCCUGAGCCACCAGGGGUCCGUGCAGGUCGACGGGCCGGGCGGCGCAGUUGAUUCCCUGCACGGGCUCGGCGACGGCGGCAUCUGCUUGGAGUUCGACGCGACGGCGGAUCAGAUGGACGUGCAGGGACGAGGGUUCUGUGACCUGCUCUCCGUGAACGAGUUCCUUGGGAUCAAUUGGGCGUGACCUGCACGAGUUUGCGAGCGUUCUUUCAGACAGUUCGUCGCGAAGCAUUCUGUUGAUCUGUGUUCGGUAGGUGAGAGUGUAAAUUGUAUGGUUGUGCAGUUAAAUUUAGCAUGUAGUGUUGAGUACAAAUAUGUGGGUUCAUGAGGGUCGUAGUCCACUGCGCUCUGGUCUCAGAACGGUACAUACAAGAAUAACAGAAGAGGGCCAGAAUUCCAUGUUUUUUUUUGGGAAACGGUAGGAGCACCGUCGGAAUCCAAUAAGACAGAAAUAGAGUGUAUUUAAAUGAGAAAAUAAAAAAAACACCCACCACAAGUGGCGACUCGGCAGAAAAAUGUUGCAUAGCCCAUCUAUGCUAAAAAAGUAGAAAGCACAUCAUCCUUACAUGAACAGAGCUUGUCAUCGCUGAAGAAUGUCUUCCUCCAUCUGGUUUGCAACUUGGUCUAAAGACUUUGCCGUAUUUUGAAACAUGCAAUGGUUUCUUUCUUUCUAGACAUUUCACCGAGU